Molecule: messenger RNA, 1872 nt
Organism: Ophidiomyces ophidiicola
Lineage: Eukaryota; Fungi; Ascomycota; Eurotiomycetes; Onygenales; Onygenaceae
Gene: GGA2
Product: ARF-binding protein
Exons: 8
Coding region: 1-1872 (623 amino acids)
Biological process (GO): Golgi to endosome transport; Golgi to vacuole transport; protein transport to vacuole involved in ubiquitin-dependent protein catabolic process via the multivesicular body sorting pathway
Cellular component (GO): trans-Golgi network
Molecular function (GO): ubiquitin binding; phosphatidylinositol binding
Source: RefSeq, a predicted model, not a curated record
AUGGCGGCAAGGGACCGCUUCGGGACCUAUGCUGAGCCGGCAAGGUCAACGUUACAGCGAUAUAUCUACAAUGCAUGCGAUCCUCAGAACUACGAACCUAACCUUGCUCUGAAUCUUGAGGUUGUGGACCUCGUCAACUCAAAGAAGGGCAAUGCACCUCGUGAGGCUGCAAUCAGUAUUGUGCAGCUUAUCAAUUCUCGGAACGCCAACGUUGCCCUCUUGGCUUUGUCGCUACUUGACAUUUGCGUGAAAAACUGCGGAUACCCUUUUCAUCUUCAAAUUAGCACAAAAGAAUUUCUUAAUGAGUUGGUACGGAGAUUUCCAGAGCGACCCCCCAUACGUUCUUCUAGAGUACAGCAACGCAUCCUCGAGUGCAUUGAGGAAUGGCGGCAAACUAUUUGUCAGACUUCGCGAUACAAGGAGGAUUUGGGGUAUAUAAGGGACAUGCAUCGAUUACUGCUUUACAAAGGAUAUAUGUUCCCGGAAGUGCGUCGCGAAGAUGCGGCAGUUUUGAACCCAAGCGAUAAUCUUCAAUCUGCAGAAGAAAUGGAAGAAGAAGAAAAGGAGGCACAAUCUGCAAAACUUCAAGAAUUAAUACGGCGAGGAGGCCCGGAAGAUUUGCGGGAAGCUAACCGGCUCAUGAAGAUAAUGGCAGGGUACGAUACAAGACAUAAGACGGAUUAUAGGGCGAAAGCCGCAGAGGAGGUAGGGAAGGUACAGCAGAAAGCAAAGAUUCUAGAAGAGAUGCUUCAAAACCACAAGCCUGGGGACAGUAUCGCUGAAGGAGAUGUAUUUGAAGAUCUCGCAAAUGCACUUCGAAGUGCACACCCAAAAAUUCAAAAGAUGUGCGAAGAAGAGUCCGAAGAUGCCGAAGCAGUUUCUAAAUUACUGGAAAUCAAUGACAGCAUAUAUCGUACAAUUGAACGAUAUAAACUAAUUAAGGCUGGUGAUGUUCAAGGCGCUACCAAAAUUCCCAAGGGAACCUUGGGAACAAGUACAGGGGUGAAAAAGAACGCCGAGAAUGAACUGUCGCUCAUUGAUUUUGAUGACCCUACUCCGACAAACGGGAAUUCCAGUUCUUCUCAAGCGAGUGGAGGGACUUCAUCCCUUGAAAAUGAUUUGCUUGGUCUGUCCUUCCAAGACUCAUCUCAGCCUAGUGGUUCUAUAUCCCUACCCCUGAGACCUGGAGCGGGUAGUCCAAACCAAACCACUCUGCCGUCUUUGGGCACAUCUUCGCCCACCCCUCAACCAUUAAACUCCGCUUCGAUGAGUGCAGCUGCUCACCCCUCAGGUUCCACUCUACAAGGAGACCCUUUUGCAUCCCUCGUGUCAUCUGGCUCCCGGACCUCAUCUCCCUUUCGUCAGCUUCAAAGCCCUAAGGCACCGUCCCCUUCAUCGUCAGCCCUGCUGGACGUGGGCCAGCCCUUCUCGCCCCCCAAUUUACAAACGACAGCCAACGCGCCCGCCGAUGAUGAAUGGACCUUCACAUCCUCAUUACCAGAGGACGCACUUCCAACGUCAAAUCAAACACAGGUCUUGAAUUCUUCCAUCAACAUAGUCUUUUUCUCUCGCAGAAUCCCAAGAGAAAACCGAAUCCAAGUCAUUGUUCAGUUUUCAAACAACUCCACUCAAGCCAUUUCCCAGGUUCAUUUUCAAGUGGCUAUUGAGAAGGCAUACAAACUGCAAGUAUCCCCACAAUCUGGACGACAAAUUGCCCCGUUGCAACGUAACGGAAUUCGUCAGGAACUGCAAUUGAAUGGGGUGGAGCCCGGGAAUGGCAACUCAGUACGGCUUCGCUUUAAAGUCUCAUACAAACUGGGACAAGAAAGCAAGGAGGAAGACGGCCAUGUCCCCCCGCUGGGGGUCAUUUAA